Molecule: messenger RNA, 1119 nt
Organism: Setaria italica (foxtail millet)
Lineage: Eukaryota; Viridiplantae; Streptophyta; Magnoliopsida; Poales; Poaceae
Exons: 1
Coding region: 156-797 (213 amino acids)
Source: RefSeq, a predicted model, not a curated record
UCGCCCUCCCGACCGUUGCGACCCCAAAAAUUCCCCUCCUUCAGAUCCUUCCCGUUCCAAGCAGCCGCGCACGAGACGAGACCGCCGCUGCCGCCGCGCACUCGAGCCGCUCGGCGCCGAGAACCACCCAAUCGCAGCUUCCACCUCCGCCACCCAUGGCCGACUCCAGCGCUCUCGUCGUCUCCGGCGCCGGGUCCGGGGCCGCGCGGCAGCAGCAGCAGCACCCGCUGAGCCAGAUCGCGGCGAGCGGGACGCACCGGCUGCUGCUGAAGCAGUGGGUCAAGGAGGAGGACCUGCUGGCGCGCCGCGUCGCGCUGCGGGAGGCCCGCCUCGACGGCGCGCGCAAGGAGAUCGCCUUCCUCUACUGCGCCUUCUUUGCCUUUCACGCCGCCUCCGUCCUCCUCCUCUUCCUCUCCUCCGCCUCCGCCGGAUCGCCGUCCCCCGCCGCGUGCAGGAGGUCCUGGAUCCCCUGCCUCGUCUCGCUGCUCUCGUCCCUCGCCAUGCUCUGGGCGCUGCGGUACAAGUCCGACACGGAGGCCGUCCUGGAGCGCCUCCUCGCGCGGGAGCGGGAGGACGCGCUGCUCCUCGGCAGGUGCGUCUCCGAGCUCAAGCGCAAGGGCCUCGACUUCGACCUGCUCAAGGAGGUGGACGCGCUGCGAAGGGCCAAGAGCCUCCGAGUCGAGGCCAAGGGAGCCGAGAAGGCCAGGCGCUGGCAGGCCAGGGACCUCGCCGUCUUCGCGCUCUUCGCCGCCGCAUGCGGGGUGCUCGUGCUCACCAGGUUCCUGCUCUGUAAUUAGACGAGAUUACGGGAAGAACCGGGGAUCACGUGAUGAUUGAAUUGCCUCCUUGGCGCUGUUCUUGACUACCAUUGCUUUGCUGGAUGAGGAUGAAGGGCCCUGUCAUUCUUGGCAGAACUGUUUGUUCUGCGAAUUUUGGUGUUGGAUUUUAUCUGUUUGUAAUAAGGAAAUAUGUGAUGCGUCAGGUUUUAUCUGUGUUUCUGAUUGUAACAGAGAGGGAAAAUGCUCUCUCAGUAUUAUGAUACUACGACAAAGAUGAUGUUAAUCCUACUUCGUUGGCCAAAAUGUUUAACUGCCUCGUUGCUUGAGGCAGAAUUUGCAA